Schistosoma bovis is the source of this 720-nucleotide messenger RNA. The record is from the annotation of a GenBank genome assembly. Lineage: Eukaryota; Metazoa; Platyhelminthes; Trematoda; Strigeidida; Schistosomatidae.
AUGAGACGCAUGUUUUCUUUCCCUUCACCUGAUAAUCACUGCCUCCAGAUUUUACGGAAGUUUGACGAGGUUACGAGGUUUAAUUCAAUAAAACAACUUAUGAAUAAUAUAAAAGAUGCUAUUCAAUGUUUCAAUAUGAAUUCUUUAAAACCAACACUUAUAGAAGUUCGACAAUUCGAUGGCUCAAUUAUUAAAAUGAAUAAAUAUGGAUUAGAAAUUGAAAAAAAUGAUAAAUCUAAUCAAUUAGAAUCUAAUUUUUCUUCUUAUGGUUUUAUUCCAAAUUUUAAUCUGGAUUUACAAAUAGGAAAAAUAGAACUUCCAGAAUUUACAAUAUUAUUUGGUUCUGUUGAUGUAGCUCAAAAUUUAAAUUUAUUAAACAAUUAUAAUGUUACACAUAUCAUUAAUCUUAUUUCAAAUAUAAUACCAAAUUAUUUUCCUGAAUAUUUUCAUUAUUUAUCACUGAUUGUUUAUGAUAAUUUAACAUUUCAAUUAAAUGAUAUUUUGAAUGAUUGUUUUAAUUUUUUAAAUAUUGUAAAACAAACUAAGGGUUGUUGUUUUAUACAUUGUGAAGCUGGUAUUUCACGUUCACCAUCUAUUAUAAUUGCUUAUUUAAUGAAAUUUUAUAAUUAUUCAUAUGAUAAUGCUUAUAAUUUAGUAAAUAAUUCUAGAAAUAUUUGUAUUAAUGUAAAUUUUAAAUCACAAUUAAUGAGAUUAAAUUAA